AUGGCUCGGGAGGAUUCGGUGAAGUGUUUGCGCUGUCUGCUGUACGCUCUCAAUUUACUCUUCUGGCUCAUGGCACUUUGUGUGUUAGGUGUGGCAGCAUGGCUGAGGGAAUACCUGAACAACGUACUUAUACUGACUGCUGACACUAGGCUGGAGGAGGCAGCGAUCCUUACGUACUCCCCCGUGGUUCAUCCAGUCAUCAUCGCUGUAUGCUGUUUUCUAAUCAUUGUGGCCAUGGUGGGCUACUGUGGCACGCUGAAAUGCAGUCUGCUCCUCCUGUCCUGGUACUUUGGCAGUCUGCUGGUGAUCUUCUGUGUGGAGUUGGCCAGUGGCGUAUGGACAUAUGAUGAGCCUGCAGUUCAGAGGUCAGAUAUGAUCAGUCUAAAGUCUCGCAUGCCAAACUAUGGCCUGCAGCGUUACCAGUGGCUCACACACGCCUGGAACUCCUUUCAAACCGAGUUUAAGUGUUGUGGAGUGAUCUACUUCACUGAUUGGCUGGAGAUGACAGAAAUGGAAUGGCCACCUGACUCCUGCUGCUCCAAUCAGUAUCCGGGAUGCGCUCGCCAUGCCCAUUACCACGACCUUAGCGUCCUCCACCAAGAGGGCUGCGGUCCAAAAAUCUACAGUUUCAUUCGAGGAACAAAGCAGUUGCAGGUGCUGCGCUUCCUGGGUGUGUCCAUAGGCGUGGCCCAGAUCCUGGCCAUGACACUAACAAUGACUCUGCUAUGGGCUCUCUAUUAUGACCGAAAACCUCCUGACCCCGCUCCUCUGGACACUGUCGGCUUUUCCCACGCCUCUUGCCCUACAGAGGACCCCCUAAAACCCGCCAGCCACACACGCCCCCCUGAGGUCUGGACCAAUGGACCCUCAAGUGCACAGAACCAGUUUGAGAUGGAACAGCUUUCCUAG
Chanos chanos (milkfish) is the source of this 909-nucleotide messenger RNA. It is a transcript of the gene tspan12, whose product is annotated as tetraspanin 12. Gene Ontology annotation, cellular component: plasma membrane. The record is from RefSeq and is a predicted model, not a curated record. The transcript is spliced from 7 exons. Lineage: Eukaryota; Metazoa; Chordata; Actinopteri; Gonorynchiformes; Chanidae. The coding region runs from base 1 to 909 and encodes 302 amino acids.